Messenger RNA from Pimephales promelas (fathead minnow), 1519 nucleotides. The record is from RefSeq and is a predicted model, not a curated record. Lineage: Eukaryota; Metazoa; Chordata; Actinopteri; Cypriniformes; Leuciscidae.
AUGUAUAACGGGGUGUAUCUCGGAACCAAACCGAGUUGGAGCUCAAAACUCCGGGUGUGGGGAGCCCCUGGGGGUCCCCUUCAGACCCCACUGUCCCCAGCUCCUGGGAUCUUCCGGUUCCGAGAUACGGACACUUCCUGUCCAGCUUUGAUCAGGUAUAUCUCGGGAACCAAACCGAGUCGGAGCUCAAAACUCCGGAUGUGGGGAGCCCCUAUGGGUCCCCUUCAGACCCCCAAGUUUCGAGGUCCUGGGCCCUUCUGUUUCCGAGAUACGGGAACUUCCUGUCCAGAUUUGACCGAAUGUAUCUCGGGAACCGAGCCGAGUUGGAACUCCAAACUCGGUGUGUGGGGAGGCUGGACCUCUCCGGUGUCAGACGUCGCAUCCACAAAGGCGGCGGGCAUGUAUCUGGCACGUUCAGUGGAUGCCAGAAAGUUGUGGAGAGCCACGCACGCCUUCACGAGCUUCACCGCUUUUUCAGAGGACACUUCGCUUGGUCCACUUCGCUUGGUGAAUGAUGACAAAAAUCCAAAUUGCAAAGUCAAGACAAUCAUUGUUGAUGGAAGGCCACACCUGUGUCUGUGUACUAUAAGACAUAUCUUUCCAGAUGAAGAGGUCACAUACAACUAUGGGGAUUCCUCUUGGCCUUGGCGUUUAAGGGAAUUGUGUGACGAGACAUCAGUGGCUGUGACUGAAUGCAGAGUGAAUCCUUCCUCAACAGUGAAACAGAAAGAAUUGUGUGACGAGACAUCAGUGGCUGUGACUGAAUGCAGAGUGAAUCCUUCCUCAACAGUGAAACAGAAAGAAUUGUGUGACGAGACAUCAGUGGCUGUGACUGAAUGCAGUGUGAAUCCUUCCUCAACAGUGAAACAGAAAGAAUUGUGUGACGAGACAUCAGUGGCUGUGACUGAAUGCAGUGUGAAUCCUUCCUCAUCAGUGAAACAGAAAGAAUUGUGUGACGAGACAUCAGUGGCUGUGACUGAAUGCAGAGUGAAUCCUUCCUCAACAGUGAAACAGAAAGAAAAAGACAAAUGAAUCAGGAUGAAACUGAGAACUCCAGAGAGACCAAAUCAAGGAGAAUAGCGAAAAGGCCAUGGAGCCCAAAUGAAGUUAAUGCUUUCGUGAAACAUUUCCAUAUUUCAAAGGGACACCUAGCAACAAAGAGCUGUGCAAGACUGCAGAGGACCCUGUCCUGAGAGAAAGAAUGGCCCAAAAUAUAAGGCAUUUCGUGAGGAACCGAGGUUUGAUGUUGAAAAAGAAAUCUUCUUAGAGUUCUUCGAGAGAUCAGUAUCGCCUUCCAUUAAAGGUGGUAUCGCUGAUACCACCUUUAAUGUCUGUGCGUUUUGUUCUGUAAAGUUCUCUAAAGUGUUGUUGGGCCAGAAGAGUGUUCAAGACAUCCUUUUAUAUACUUUUAUUAAACACUGUUUUGAAAGAAAUGUACAAAUACAUGCAUUUACUGGAAGGCAUUAUGUGCUUAUUAGAUCUCAGUUGUUGAGCCUUCUUUUUUACCAUUUGCAAAUAA